Messenger RNA from Pelagomonas calceolata, 1257 nucleotides. The record is from the annotation of a GenBank genome assembly. NCBI's taxonomy places the organism in Eukaryota, Pelagophyceae, Pelagomonadales, Pelagomonadaceae.
GUCGCAAACUGAGGCCAUAAUCGCAGGUUGCUGUGCUCUGAACGCCAAAAGACCAACCAUGAUCCACCGCGGAGGCACGCACCAGCACCGACAACCCUUGUGGAGCUGCCCGGCACUGCACCGCGGCCGCUGAGGCGCGUUUUAGGCAGCCCCGGCAUGGGCUAACAAGGACGAACAGCAGCAAGGUGCAAUAAACGACAAGAUCAGCACGGCGAACCGCACUUGUGCAACAAACCAAGGAUGAACAUCGUCGGCCGCUUCCUCCAGCACCUGCGGGGUUGCCCCUACGGCGACGACGCGACGAGCAGCGACGUCGGCCUCGAUCUAGAUCACCUGUAUGGGGACGCGCUCUCGCCGGACAGCCCGCGCGCAAGUGCAAGCGGCCGGUGGCUCCAGGGCGGCCGGCGGACGCGGAAGCGGUCGCGGACGCCGCCGAUGAUGGUGACGGACGACGGCAGCGUCCUGCGCGACCCGGCUCCCAAGCGGCGCGUCUCGAUCGCGCUCGAGCCCUGCCUGCGGGCGCCGUCGCCGCCGUCGGCGCGGCGCGUCGCCACGACAUGGCCGCUCGAACCGUCCCCGCCAUCCUCACCGCUGUCUCGAAGUUCCGGGAACACGUCGGACGGCGACUUAUCGAGGAGCUGCUCGCGCCUGUGCCUCGAUGGCGGCCGGCGCACGAGCGCUUCGGACCUCUACGCGCUCGAAGGCCGCACGAGCCUUGACGGCCGCAGACCGUCCGAGGGCCGCCUCAGCUCGCGCUACUCCGUGCUCGGCCUCGACGGUAGCCAUCGGAGGAAAAACGAGCCGUCGCGCUACGACGCGGACCCCUACGCGCUCGCCUGCGACUUGGAGACCGUGCCCUGGCUCUCCAGUGGCGUGGGGCCGAUCCGCGCCCGCCGGGCCGUGCGCUUCGCCUUCGGUACGAAGGCGCCCGGUCCUAGACCGUCCGGCGCGCGGCGCCUCUCCGACGCCGAACGCUGCGCGCUCAUCGCGUCCCGGCCGGACCUCGAUGUGAGAGGAGACGUAUGGGCCAAGAGGCUAGAUCUACGGCCCACGUGGACGACGACUGCUCCGACGCCGGAGCUCUUCCCGCCGAUGCGCCGCCGCCCGUCGGAGGCCCGCAGCCUCUCGUCGCUCUCGGAGGACGACAACAAAUAAGCCAAGACCCGCCGCCUACCUGCGGCCCCCUGUGUGCAAAUUGCACAAUUCCCUAUUCGUGUUGUAACAAACUAUCGCCUCAUCUUUGCGCCCCCGCCGCGG